This is a messenger RNA of Rotaria sordida, 522 nucleotides long. The record is from the annotation of a GenBank genome assembly. NCBI's taxonomy places the organism in Eukaryota, Metazoa, Rotifera, Eurotatoria, Philodinida, Philodinidae.
AUGUCACAUAAUCGUGAAUCUUCUAUUGCCUAUUUCAUAUCUAUAACGCAUUGUCAAAGAGAUGAUGCAAUUCAAUAUUUAGAAAAAACUCAAUGGAGACUUGAUCAAUCUCUCAAUUUAUUUUUUGAACAAGAUUUAAAACAAAAAAAAUCUAAUAUACAUUCAAAAUGUAUCGUUGCACCAUAUCAACAAUCAUCACCGAAAACGAUUAUUAUACCAACGAUGAUCGAAUUUCAACGAUUUAUUGAAUCAUUUAAUAUUGAUAAAACAAAUCUACUUGAAAAUUCAUCAAAAAUGAUGAAUUUAGCAAUGAAAUAUGCUACAUAUAAAGAAGUUAAUAUUCCAUCAAAUCAAAUUGAACAUUGGAAAAUUCAUUUAAAAGUUGAUUACACACGUUUACAAACACUACUUGAUAAUGAUAUGUGUGCGCCAUUAGUUUGGAUUGAACACUUUGAACAUUUAUUAAAUGGAAACAUUGAUCAAUUAUUUGAUUGUGAUUAUAUGUUUACCAUAAGUGAUUAG